Messenger RNA from Megalobrama amblycephala (Wuchang bream), 6494 nucleotides. RefSeq names its product protein mono-ADP-ribosyltransferase PARP4-like. The record is from RefSeq and is a predicted model, not a curated record. Gene Ontology annotation, molecular function: NAD+ poly-ADP-ribosyltransferase activity. Lineage: Eukaryota; Metazoa; Chordata; Actinopteri; Cypriniformes; Xenocyprididae.
GUUUUGUUUUUAUCUCAGGGAGGAACGGGGGUGUGUCUUUACUGUAUUUAUGAGUCAGGAACGUCAGGAAGCACUUUUUUUUACUGAACUUUGCACAACAGAUUUACGUCUUCGUUAGUGGCAUUUUCCUAAAAUCUAAACGCGUCUCUGGACUCACGACACGGUGGCAUCAUGACAGUGUUUGAAAACUGUACUGUGGUGGUAGAUGUGAAGAAUGUGCCUUAUAAAGAGAAGAAGAAGCUGAAAUUAGCUCUUCUGGAUAAUGGAGGAAACAUCUCUUAUGUCAUCAACAGAGAGUGCUCUUUUGUAGUCACCAGCAGUGUGAAUGACCUGAGCAGUAACCGGCAGCGCAGUAUCCAGAAGCUCCAGAUCCCAGUGGUUGGGAUCCAGUAUGUGUGGAGCUGUCUGGAUGAAGGGCAUCUCCUGCCUUUGACGGAGCAUAAUUUGGCCCCACAGCCGGCUUAUUCCACUUCUGAAUUCAUCUCUCAUCCAGUGUCGACCCAGAUACUUAAAAAAGAGAAGCUCAAAGGUCAGUCUGAACUCCCAAAGACUGAGAUUGAGACUCUUGAGAAGGAUGGGCCUCAUCUCGGCAGGUUCAGAGUUUACAAAGAAGGCGACCGUGACCUGCCUGAAUUUCCUUCACAUUUUCAAGUGGCCAAGUAUUCAGUUUUUGAGAGGGUCAAACCCAAGACUUUGUCUGUUUUGGAGCUGCAGAGUGCCAGAGGACGAGCAGACCAGCAGUAUCGUGUGUUGUGUUCAAUCUUGAGUGAAACUGAGAGCGCAGUGGUGCAGGACAAGAUUGUGUACUGUGUGACGUCUGAGGAUGCUGUGGAAGCGUAUCUGCUGUUGAUGAAGGAGAUGGAGACACAAGGAUUCACAAAGACUCACACACUUCCUCCUGAGGUUGAGCGCUUGGUGUCCUACAGCCUGCAGCAGCUUCUGUUGGAGGAGAAGCUGAACUGCAGCACAUUAUCACAGGAAGUUGGCGUCUUUGUGGAGCUGGUUUGGACCGAAGCUCUCGGUUCCCUUAGUAACAUCCUGACAGUCCCCGUCUCCAGUAUCAGCCUUAAUGAUGUGAGCAGGGUGGAGGGAUUGUUACUGCAGGCACAAAAGACUCAGAAAGAGGAUGAAGUCAAGGCCCUGCUAGAGGAGGUCAACACUCUUCUACCCCUCAAAAUGAUCGACCCUCCUUCCAAACACAAGCUUGUGUCUCAGAAACUAGACCUUUGUCAGCUGAUCAGAGACAUUCUGAAUGUGAGUGAAGCCACUCUGGGAAGCCCCUCGCCCUCGUCUCUGGGAAAGUAUCGAGCUCUGAGGUGCAGCAUUGAGGUUGUUCCGCCACAAAACCCUGAGUUUCAUGUUGUCUCUCAACUGCUUCAGGACAGGCCUGUUCAGAUUCAGCAGAUUCUGCGGGUAAGAAGAGGGGUGGAGCUUCAGAUGUUUUGGGAGGAUUUAGGCAACAUUAAGCCCCUCCUUCACUCCACUAGUCCCAGUAGUUUUGUUGGAAUACUGUCACGAGGUCUGCUGCUGCCCAGAGUUGGAGUCGAACAGCAUGGAAUUGAGAGGACGGAUAUCGGGAAUCUUGGAGGAGGAAUCUACUUCAGUAACUCUCUAAAGACCAGUGUGAAAUACUCCAAGCCCAGUGUAACUGACGGCUCUCGGCUGCUGUUGGUGUGUGAAGUGGCGUUGGGUCGCUGCAAAGACCUGCUGAAGAAAGACGCCACUUUGACCUGCGCCCCUGACGGCUACCACAGCGUACAUGGAGUCCGCCGCACCCCCAACAGACUCUCUGAAUUUGAGGAUGAUGAGUUUGUCGUCUAUAACACAGAGCAGAUCAGACUGAAGUAUGUGGUUCAGUACACUCUGGAGAGGGACGAGCUAAAAGAGUUUCAGCCUCAUAUCAACACCUUUGUGGAGCUCACACAGCUCGCUGACACGUCUGACGUCUUGUCCAGUGAUGACAGUGAGGGUUUGGAGUCCACUGAGAACCCUCUGGAGGAGAUGACUGCAGGUUUGUUGGACAGCAGUGGUCAGAAACUUCCUCUUCAGGCUGUCAAUGUGAGGUGCAAGCUGAUGGACCUACUGUGUCAGGUCAUCAUAUUUCAGACCUACACAAACAAGAGUGCUGUUCCCAUUGAAGCAAAGUACGUCUUUCCGCUGGAGGAGACGGCAGCAGUGUGUGGAUUUGAAGCCUUUAUCAAUGGAAAACACGUCAUUGGAAAGGUAAAGGAAAAAGAACAGGCUCGUAAAGAGUACAAGCAAGCCAUAGAAAAAGGCCAUGGAGCCUACCUGAUGGACCAGGAUGCACCGGAUGUAUUUACUAUCAGCGUGGGGAACCUUCCUCCCGGAGCCACAGUUUUGAUCAAAGUGACGUUCAUCACUGAGCUGGUGGUGAGAUCAGGCUCUAUAGUCUUCUCAUUGGCUGGCAGCGUGGCACCAUGGCAACAGAGCGCCGCCCUUAAUCAGACGACUCAGGCAACUGUUGAAAAGAUCGGUGUGACGGAGCUUCAGUCAGAAGGCGAGUUUUCUUUGUCUAUGUCCAUUGAAAUGCCUUACGAGAUCAUCAACUUGAGCUCUUCUCACCGCAUCAAAACCAAGAUGACAGACUGUAAGGCAGUGAUCAGCACGUUACCGGGACAGACUCUUGGAUCUGAAGGGUUACAGGUGUCCUUCAGUCUUUCUAAUAUCCACAUGCCCAGGAUGUGGGUCGAGAACCAUCCGGAUAAAGAUAGUCAGGCCUGCAUGCUGGUGUUUUAUCCAGACUUUAAGUCAAGCGGGGUGUCCAGCUCUGGAGGUCCGUCCAGUGUGAGCGAUGUGGUCAUCCUACUGGACUCCUCCAAGUCCAUGCAGGGAGACGCCAUGCUGAACGCCCGCAGGAUUGCCCUUCAAGUCCUCAAAUCUCUGGACCGCUCACUGAAGAUCAACAUCAUCUCUUUCAGCACUGAUUACAAGGAAGCUUUUCCUGCACCAGUGCCUUUAGAUGAAGCAUCUGAACCAGCCAGAAAGUUUAUUAUGUCCUGUAGUGGUGCUGGUGGCGGCACUGAGCUGUGGCGUCCUCUCCGUAUCCUGAGCCUGCUGCCUCCCUGUCGGGGCGUGAGGAACAUCCUGCUGCUCUCUGAUGGACAUGUUCAGAAUCAGCCUCUGACCCUACAGCUGGUCCGAGAAAACUCCUGCCACACGCGCCUCUUCACCUGCGGACUCAGCUUGACAGCUAAUCGUCAUAUGCUCAGAGCUUUGGCUCAAGCCAGUGGAGGAACGUAUGAAUUUUUUGACACCAAGAUGAAACACACUUGGGCAGAGAAGGUGCGCGCUCAGGUUCAGCGUAUGGAGUCUCCAGGCUGCAGAUCAGUGGCAGUGAAGUGGCAGCAGUUUAAUCCCACAGCGCCCCCUCCUGUUCAAGCCCCCUCACAGCUUCACGCCCUCUUCAGUGACUGUCACACUCUCAUAUACGGCUUUGUGCCGCACUGCACUCAGGCCACACUGUUUGGUGAUUUGAGUGGGAAUGAGAUCAAGACAAUGGUUUCCACCACAGAACUACAAAAGACGAAAGGAACUUUCCUUCACAAGUUAACAGCAAGAGCGAUCAUCAGAGAUUAUGAAGAUGGCAUUCUAGGCAACAGUGAGGCAGAACAUGAGGGGAAGAAAGCAGAGCUGAAGUCCUACAUCAUUGAGCUCAGUAAAGAGUUCUCUAUCUUGUCCCAGUUCACAAGCUUUGUCGCCAUUGAAGAGAGGGACCAGAAUGAGCUUGACACUGGAUUGACAGAUAUUCCUAAACUCAUAUCAGAGGAGGAUGUGGAUAUUUUGCCAUAUAUGGGCUGGACUGAAGAGAAGCUCAAGGCUGCGCAUAUUAUUGCUGCUGAAGAAGAUCACAUAUACACAGAUGCAGGGGAAUCGUCCAGUAGCUGCUCCAUGUCUCCUGAUCUGCUGGAUUGUUAUAGAGAAGCAGAUGAUGAUGAAUAUGAUUCCGUGGAUUGUAAUUAUGAAGAAGCCUGUCUCCAAUCACUGGAAGUUGAUAUGAAUUUUGAUCUUAUUGAGACAUUGAAACCUUCUUCUCCUCCUCCUCCUCCUUCUGGUGGUGCCACCAUGAGUGACAGCCUUGAAUCCCAAACAGACACGACUCCUGUAGGUGCCUUAUGUGGUGAUCCCUUUCCUCAUCAUGUUGAUGUAAUUCAUGGAUCAAUGGAACCUCACUCCCCCACUAACUGGAUUUCUUCUCAAUCUCUUUCUGGUGAUGCCAGAUAUGAGUCCAUAUCUGACUCCGUGACUGACAGGCUUCCCCCUCCACCUCCACCUCCCCCUGCUGCCUCAGUGCCUCCUCCUCAUCUUAAUUCUGCAUCAGCGGAAUCUCUUUCCAUGGAAUGCAGCCUUGAUUCCUUUAGCAGCACGAGUAGAUCUUUUCCCCUUCACCGUAGGAGUGGAAGUUCUCCCCAUCGCCUUGCCGCAGCACCCAAGCUUGACACCUCAACUUGUCUCUUUGGAGGUCCUCCUCAGCCUUUUAAUCUUGCACCUGUGUCGUACUCUGCUCCUCUAGCUUUUUUUAGGGUGGGCGCAUCUUUUUCAACAAGUGAAACUCCUGCCCUUUUCAGUCUCUCAGAGAUUGAGCAUGCCACUACAACUCCUGACUUUGCAGGUCGUCCUCUUCCUCCUCGUUUUGCAUCUAAGCAGUACUCAUACAAUCUAAACAGUUCCAGCCUUACUCCUCCUCUUACUGGUUUUGGAAGGGUGGACACUUUUUCAAGGAGUAGCAGGGCUGCCGGCCCCGAGGUCUUGCAUUCUCGCGUAAUAUUUGCACAGCUCCCUCCCCGUACAUCAAGUGGCUGUGAUGGUUUCCUCCAAAGUACAAAUGAGCCUUUGGGCCUUUUUGGUUCCUCAUCCACUGGACAUUCUGAAGCAAUUGAUCUACAACAACCACAACCAGUGCACCAAGCAACACAAAAACAAGUACAAGGACAAAAACCACAACAGCAACUAGGCACUGCAGAUUCAGUACAAUAUAAACAACAUAGCAUUCCUAAGAUUGGUUUUCCUAGAACAGAAAAAUACAGAGAGCUUGACGACAUCCUGAAUCUGUCAGUCAGGGCAGAUAAAACAAGCAGACCUGACACAGUGGCCUGGAAUGAGCUGUUUGAGCUUCAACAUGAGGAUGGAUACUGGGAGUGCACUGAGAGGCUGAGCAGCUUCCUCAACCUGGACGUAGACUUUUUUGCCAAUGUCUUCCUUAAGGAGAAAGGCAUCCGUUCCUUUGGUGUGAAGGCUCAUGCGGACAUUCUGAGACUGGUGGCGACUCUGCUGGUGCUGCAGCUGAUCCGGGUGAAGAAGCUGGCAGUGGGACAGUUGCUCGAGUCUCUCUUCCGGCUGAAAGAGUCCCAGGAGCCCAGACCGAUGCACUGGGAGGCAGUGAAGAGGGCCGUGGACUGGGCCUGUCGGACAGACAGACAGUAUCCGUGUGUGUGCAGCCGGCUGGAGAUCGGCCGGGAUUGGGAAUCAUCUACACGUCAGUUGCUGGGCUGUGAUUCUCCAAACCCAUAUUCCCCUCUCAAAGCUGUUCUGGAGAGACGUGUGGGUGUAUCAGUCAUGUAGAAACUGGACACACACUUCCCUCUUCAUUUACAGUUGCUGCUUGUUAUUUUAAAGAGUUUUUUCACCCAAAAAUGAAAAUUCUGUCAUUUACUCAACUCAUUUAGUUCCAAAUCCUUAGACUUUUGUUCAUCUUCGGAACACAAAUGAAGACAUUUUUAAUUAAACAUUUCUGUCCCUCCAUUGAAAGUCUCUUUACCCAAAACUCUGACAUUUCAAAAUGUUCAUAAAAAGAUUGCAAAAUAAAUCCAUAUGAAUUGAGGGACUUAUAAGUCUUCUGAAGAGAUACAAUCACUGUAAAUGAUGAUUAGAUUAAUUUAGGCAUUUAUCAAUCAUAGUCACAUCUAAACAUUAAUCAGUGAACAAUGUUUACAGCAUUGAGUUUAAGUCAAAAAUGUGAAGUUCAUUCUUUCGUGAUACGACAGCACGUUUGAGCUUCCACAAGAAUCAAUGAGGUUUGUUCUCGCAUGUCAAGAAUGGCUGAGCUUCAGAUUUUUGGAUGAACAAAAAUAUAUUUGGAAAAUUGUCUCGUAAAAUGUCUGAAUUGCAUUAGAUAGAAUGUAAAAAAAAUGCCAUUUGCCAAUAAAUUCAGGUCUCAAAGUGAUUUUUAGUGGAUGUAUGAAGUCACUCAAUCAAGGGAUUGAGACAUUAAGAUUGGUUUAAAUCAUUUUUAGUCCAGAUACUUUUUGGUGGAAGUGUAUUUUUCAAAAAUAAAGACCACCUUGAAAGCCAAAUAUGUCAAUAGGAUGAUAAUUUUAUGUUUGGUCUAUUUUAGUGGUUUUAAAACAGUUUAUUAAAGCAUCAUUUUAUGUGAAGUGUAUGUGUUUUUCAUGUUACAGUAUAAUUGUAUAACCACAUAGUGAGUGACAGUAAAAAAUAAACACGCACUUGGGUUUGGACUGUGGUGUGAAGUAGAA